GGUUCUCUUGGAGAGGCUUCCAUCCCCAGCCAGAACCUUCCCGAUCCUCCCACUCCCAGCCCUCUCGCCGCCUCCGCGCCCCUCCGGUCCGAUCGCCUCGCCGCCGCUUGGAACCGUGUUUGAUAGUCGGUAAACCAUGUUCAAGAAGAAUGUCGAGGCGAAAGCUCUACAGCGCUUGUCAGGUGCUGACAAAAAGAAGCUGAGAAGAACUGCCAAGCUAAGGUUUCCGCAGGCUUCUGAUGAGGAUAUUGAUGCCAUCCUUCCCCCGAAGGUUGAGAUAACAGUCGCUAAGUACCCAAGUCGGACUCUUGUUUAUGGAAUAGAAGGGGAACUCCCGAUGAUAUUCGACAUUGAUGGAAGAGGCCAUGAGCUGUUUCCAACAGUUUAUGCACUCUGGAAGGUUCCUGAUCUGUUGCCAGCUUUUACGCUUAAGGGUGGUGAGGUUUCACACUAUAUUCUUGGUGGCGCUGAUCUUAUGUUUCCUGGUAUCCGCAUACCCCCAGAAGGGUUACCAUCUUUUCAGGCUGGCCAACCAUGGUCAGUUAAAGUCCCUGGUAACCCUGCUCCAAUUGCUGUUGGGACCACAACUAUGAGUGAUGCUGAAGCAUUAAAGGCAGGAUUACGUGGCAAGGCUUUACGGAUUGCACAUUACUACAAGGAUUUGUUAUGGGCUUCAGCUGAUGGUCGUUAUGUUCCAAAUGAGGGAUUUUAUGAUGACAUGGUUGUUGAAGAUCCUAAUUUUGCUUCAGCUUCUCAACAUGACUCUUCUGAAGAUCCUGCAGAUGGGAAGCAAGACAAAGCAGAUGCCGAUGCUUCAGACAAUCACGCUGGAGAUCCUUCUGUUGACAGUGAAACCAUAGAAGAUGUAACUGCUGGCAUGAGCGAGCUAAAUUUGCCUGAACAGAAAACUACCGAAGAACCAACCGAGGAGAAGGAACAUCAACAUUUGUCUACUGAAGAAAUUGAUUCUCUCUUGGACAAAUGCCUUCUGCAAGCAAUACACACGAAUGUGAAAGAUAAAGACCUCCCUAUGCCAGGAAGUACAUUGUGGUCUAAUCACAUACUCCCCUGCAGACCUCCAGGUGUUACUCUGGAUAUUAAGAAGUCAUCGCACAAAAAACUAUCCAAGUGGUUGCAGUCAAAAUCUUCAUCUGGCCUUAUCACUGCAAAAGAGGACAAGCAUAAAAAGGAAGUCGUUUUGACUGGUAUCAAUCGUAAACAUCCAGAUUUCAUGGCCUUUAAACCAGAAAAGAGGGUACAGGAGCCUGUUGAGCAGCACGAUAAUGCUGUCGCCGAAGGUAGCGGCUCAAACCAACUGGAAGUGGAGGAAACUUAUAAGCCAAGUUCUCACGUCAACCCCAUAUUUUUGGCUGUUGGAGCUGACGCAGGGAAGUAUUACAGUGCAUCAGAGGCAUCUGAUGUAGUUUUCAGGUAUGUAGAAAAGGAAAAUCUGGUUAAGCCAGCAGACAAGGCUAAAGUAAUUCUGGAUGUUACCUUGUGUGAUGCUCUGUACAAAGGAGCUGUCAAAAAGGGUUCAGCAUACCCGAGUGAGAUUCACAAGAAGGAUUUGGGGUCAACGUUUAUAAACCGUAUGCAAAUCCAUCAUAGAGUGGCUAGAGGAAACGAGGUGGUUGUACGCAAGGGUGCCAUACGUACUGUUCAGAUCAUGACAGAAAGAAGGCAGGGAAACAAGAAGAUGACCCGAGUCUCUGGAUUGGAGUGCUUUUUGCUAGAAGCUGACUCGUUAGCUUCUGAACUACAGAAGAAAUUUGCUUGCAGUACCACAACAGCUGAGCUUCCAGGUAUCAACCCAUGUGAACAAACUAGCGAUAUUAUGCAAGCAGUACGUAUUAAAUUUUGCCUUGUAACCAUUUCAGGUAAAAAGGGGCAAUACGAGGUGCUGGUUCAAGGUGGAGUCAUCGAAAACCUCGCAAAGCACCUCGUUGACCAUUACGGUGUUCCAAAGAGAUACAUUGAGGUUUAUGACAAAACAAAGAAGUAGGAGGGGGAGCUGACUCCUGGGGAGCGCGGACAUUGUUGAUAUCUGUCUGGUUCAGGAUUCUUGGGUAUCUGAUUUGAGUUCUGAGACUGCAUGUUUCCAGAUGUGGAUGGUGGCAUCGUGUGAAAUUUGUGAGUUGUACUUAUUAAAGCUAUCAUCUUCGGUGUAAACAUCCAGUGGAGGUUAUUCGUUUGCUUAAUUUGUGAGAUAUGUUUGCUUCACUCUAGUUUUAUUAACAGAUAAAUGAUUUUGAUCCUGUUCAUUAUACGAUUAUCGAUAAUUAUCUGAAUUACAUUUGCUGCA
This is a messenger RNA of Lolium rigidum, 2302 nucleotides long. Its product is annotated as eukaryotic translation initiation factor 2D-like. The record is from RefSeq and is a predicted model, not a curated record. The transcript is spliced from 9 exons. Gene Ontology annotation, biological process: translational initiation; formation of translation preinitiation complex. Gene Ontology annotation, molecular function: translation initiation factor activity. The coding region runs from base 137 to 2002 and encodes 621 amino acids. Lineage: Eukaryota; Viridiplantae; Streptophyta; Magnoliopsida; Poales; Poaceae.